Molecule: messenger RNA, 1065 nt
Organism: Ceratitis capitata (Mediterranean fruit fly)
Lineage: Eukaryota; Metazoa; Arthropoda; Insecta; Diptera; Tephritidae
Product: EF-hand calcium-binding domain-containing protein 1
Exons: 5
Coding region: 1-1032 (343 amino acids)
Molecular function (GO): calcium ion binding
Source: RefSeq, a predicted model, not a curated record
AUGGCUUCAAGUGUGAAGAAGGUGUCGUCAGCUGCUGGUGGUGGUGGUGGUGGUGGUGGUGCCAGUGGUGGCGCCAUAAACAAUAAGAAAACAAAUGGCAACGGUGGUAACGGCCCUAUACGCCGCUCGCCAACUGCUGAGCAACCGUCUAAUGGCGCACAACAGCCCGCCAACGCUGCCGCCGCUGGCAAAGGUAAAUCACCGGGCUCUGCGUCGGGCGGUAAAGAGAAAUCGGCAUUACUUACCAGCAAAUGUAUAUUGAGGACGAUCACCGCAUUCUUGGCGAGCAACAAACGCAACUCCUACAAUGCGCAGUUACGCGCCAAACAGAUGAGUCGGCGACGUCGUCAGCGCAAGAUGGACGAGUUGAGCGGUAAAAUUAAUCCCAAAAUGUUGGAGCAAUUGCGUAAAAAAACGAAAUUUACCAAAGAUGAAUUGGAUGCUUUGUGUCGUAUUUACCGCAAACUAAUUUCAAAUUGUCAAUACGCCGCUAAAACCUUAGCCACUGGCAGCUCCAGUGCAGCAAUAGUGAAGCCACAUGCCGCAGUAGAGGGCAUCGAUCGCAUUGUCUUCCGCGAACUACUCCACAGCACCUUCGAUAUAGUUACCGAGGAAAUACUUAUGGAACGCAUAUUUUGUUGUUGGGAUCGCGCACACGAAGGGCUGCCCUUGCGCUUGGAAGGUUGGCUGACGGGUUUGUCGAUAUUCCUACGUGGCUCUCUGGCGGAGCGCGCAAACUUUUGCUUUCGCGUUUACGAUUUGAAUAGCGACGGUUUCAUAACGAAAGAUGAAAUGUUUACGCUUUUGCGUAAUUGUCUGAUCAAACAGCCACAGGAUGAAGAUCCCGAUGAGGGUGUUAAGGAUUUGGUGGAGAUUGUGUUGAAGAAAUUCGAUUUGGAUAAGGAUGGCAAGGUUUCAAUCGAGGACUUCAUGGGCACUAUUGACAUUGAGCCAUUGCUCUUGCAAGCUUUUGGGCAAUGUCUACCAUCCGAAACGGCAACUGUUUCGUUUUUUUCCACUUUACAAAUUUAAGAAAAAAAUAUUAUGAAGUAAAAUGCACCAAGA